CGCCGCUGGGUGCUGAGGGAUCGGAGGAGCCGAGCGCGCCCGGCAGGUUCCGCGCUGGGGGAGCGCGCGGAGGGACGCGCGGCGAGACCCGGCCGGAGCCGGAGCCGGGGCCGGAGCCGAGCGCGGCGCCCGAGGAACCCGCGGCGGCGGAGCGGAGCCGGGCGCGAUGGCGCACCGAGCGGCGCGCUCUGCUUCUCCGCCGAGAGCCCUGCCGGCGGCCCGCGAUGCCAAGAUGUCUGGACGGCAAGCCUGCACUGUUUUGAGAGGGAGAUGACUUGAGUGGCCGGCUUUUAUCUCCACAACAAUGUCCAUGAACAAUUCCAAACAGCCAGUGUCUCCUGCAGCUGGGCUCCUUUCAAAUACAACUUGCCAGACGGAAAACCGGCUCUCAGUGUUUUUUUCAAUAAUCUUCAUGACAGUGGGAAUCUUAUCAAACAGCCUUGCCAUUGCUAUUCUCAUGAAGGCAUAUCAGAGAUUUAGACAGAAGUCCAAGGCAUCGUUUCUGCUUUUGGCUAGUGCCCUGGUCAUCACAGACUUCUUUGGCCACCUCAUCAAUGGAGCUAUAGCAGUCUUUGUAUAUGCUUCUGAUAAAGAUUGGAUCCGCUUUGACCAAUCAAACAUCCUUUGCAGUAUUUUUGGUAUCUGCAUGGUGUUCUCUGGUCUGUGCCCACUUCUUCUAGGCAGUGUGAUGGCCAUUGAGCGAUGUAUCGGAGUCACCAAACCAAUAUUUCAUUCUACGAAAAUUACAUCCAAACAUGUGAAAAUGAUCCUGAGUGGCGUGUGCCUGUUUGCCAUUUUCGUAGCUUUACUGCCCAUCCUUGGGCAUCGCGACUAUAAAAUUCAAGCCUCGAGGACCUGGUGUUUCUACAACACAGAACACAUCAAAGACUGGGAAGAUAGGUUUUAUCUUCUACUUUUUUCUUUUCUGGGGCUCUUAGCCCUUGGUGUUUCCUUCUUGUGCAAUGCCAUCACAGGAAUUACACUUGUAAGAGUUAAAUUUAAGAGUCAGCAGCACAGACAAGGCAGAUCUCAUCAUUUCGAAAUGGUCAUCCAGCUCCUGGCUAUAAUGUGUGUCUCCUGCAUUUGCUGGAGUCCAUUUCUGGUGACAAUGGCCAACAUUGGAAUAAAUGGAAAUCAUUCUCUGGAGACCUGUGAAACCAUACUUUUUGCUCUCCGAAUGGCAACGUGGAAUCAAAUCUUAGAUCCCUGGGUCUAUAUUCUUCUACGGAAGGCUGUCCUUAAGAAUCUCUACAAGCUUGCCCGACGCUGUUGUGGAGUGCAUGUCAUCAGCUUGCAUGUUUGGGAGCUUAGCUCCAUUAAAAAUUCCUUAAAAGUUGCUGCUAUUUCUGAGUCACCAGUUGCAGAGAAAAUAAAUCAGCAAGCACCUAGUUUAAUAGGGUAGUAAGUCAGUGUAGAUCUACGAUAAAAUUUAAAAAGUUUUGGCAGUAUGUCAGUUAAUUUGAUACGUAUAUAAAGACUAACUGGAAAAUUCAGACCUCAGCAGGUAGUAUGGGGGCACUUUUGUUAGAUUUGGCUUUUGAAAUUUGUUAAAUUAACUGUUUAAUUGCACAUUUUCACUUGCUUUUGUCAACUGGACGUAAACACAAUGCAAUAAUGCUGUGGGAGUCAAAUUGAAAACAAUUUUGGGCUUAUCUGUGUUAGUCAUGCUUUUGAAGAAGUGACUCUGUUGAAGCCUAAAGCAUUUACUUGGCCUAUUUGCUAAAGAAUGUCUUAAUGCUACCUGCACAGUGAAAUGGCUGUUUGGGGGUCACUGCUCUGCAGCUGUUCUUUAUAGACUAGGCUCAAUGAAUUGGAGUGCCCUCAUCUUUUGAUCGGGCUUAUUUUACCCCUCAUUAUGUAGACUCAAUCAAUGUAUGUGUGGUCAUGCCACUUAGGAUUCACUGUGGCUUGUUAUAAUGACCUCUGCAUACACCGGGUCUUGCUGUUAGGUUGCCUCAUCUUACAAGCCUGUUUAGAAUGAGCCCAUUCUCAUCAUAUUUGACAGAUAUGAUUGUUUGCAUUUAUUAUUAUGAAGGUCAAUUUUCAUUUGAAGGGUUUUUUUGGUAGGUCAUAGAUUUGCACAGUUUUCAGAUAAUCCCCUUAUCCUCUGAAAAUUCUAGUGCAUUAUGCACAAUAAGUAAUCUUUAGAGAAACAAAGGCUCUAUCUCAGCACACAUAGAGGCGACUUGCAGUUUCCAAGAAGCUCUACCAUGGAUAAUGCAAACAAACAGAACUUAAACCCGGUGAUUGGUGUCAAGAACAUGGGCAAAGGUGUUUUACUUUGAGCCAUCAUUUCUGUGUCAGAGAACAAAAGAAACGCAAUCUGUGUAUAAUAUUCAAAGACUAUCUGUAGCUAGUGUGUUUCUGCUUUCCACUUACACACACAUACACACAUGAAGGCACACACACACACAUCACACAUAUAUACACACUCCAAAAGGACAUCAGAAAUUUCUGUUGAUAGUGGGUUCAUUAAAUCUGUAAAAUGGCAUCUUCUAAAGCCUAUGGUACCAGUGUCAAGGGGAGGACUGGCAAUUAGCCAGGCGUUUGGAGAUCAUUAUGAUGGUUAACCAUGAAGGCAGGGGAUAAUCAUCUCUCCCCAAAUUUCCCAAUAAUACUUGAGACUUUUUCUUUUUUUGUUUGUAUAAUUCAACCCAAAGAAUUUUAUAAUCAUUCAAAGUGUCCUGGGUUCAUCAGAGCAUAGGGCAGGUAGUUCUGCUUUAUAAUAGGGAAAUGCAUUUCUAUGAAAGAGUUCAUUACCUUCAUUAACUGGGGUCCAUUUUAAAAUUAAUCUGAGAGAUUGCCUGAUUUCAGAUUCUCUAGGAAAUCUGUGCAGUUCAACUAGACUUAAGUUAUUAUGUUCACAAAUUUUUGCUUUUGACUUGUAAUUUACAUUGGAAGUCUUUGCUAACUGUUGUGAAUUUUGGUAAAUUCUCAUGAAUAAAUUAAAAGAAAUUAAGCAAAUAGCCUCAUUGAAGAUUUAAAGGCAACCAUUUUUCCUGUGAAUUUAAAGAAGGGAAACACACAUACACACACUGGCUCAUGAUAUUCUUAAUUUAAGGCCAAUAAAUGAUUAAUCACACAAAUUUAGGUUAUUCUCAUAUAUAGAGCACACAGAAGAUGCUCGAUAAAUACUAGCCAAAUUGAAUUACAGUUAAGAAUUUCUUGGUGCAAAAUGAGCAUGGAAUUGCAAAGUUUUUGUGCAUUUUUAAUUUAAACUGACAAUUACGUAUUGGUUAUUGUGACAUAUAUGUUUAUAUGUAUACAUAUAUAUACUAUAUAUGUGUGUGUGUAUAAAUCCAGUGUAUAUGCUUAAAAAAAUUCAUUGCAAUUUGUGAUUGCUGUUCAUUUCAUAAAUGUUCUCAAUGGUUCAAGAGCACUUCAAGUCCAGAAGAACUUUUAGAUGGUUUAGAGGAGAUGUCUGUUUCUCACAGCUACUUAAGAGUGUUGAUGUCCUGUGAACCGAGGCACAAGGAACUAAAGCUCCGUCCUUCCCCACGCUGGGCAGGAUGCUCCAGCGAACACGUCCAUGUGUUGUGACCCGGGAGAGGCACAGCGGAGAAACUCUCAUUUAGAGUUCCAGGCCUUUUCUCCUUGAGGCUUCUAGUCAAAUGGCAGAAUUGUUGCUUGUUUGCCGUGAUGCCACCCUGGCCACGUGCAUCUGCAUUGAGGAGAUAUUGUGACAUGACCAUGUGUGGGAGUGCAUGAGCAUGCAAGGUUUUCCAGAGUAACAGGGGAGUCACCCUGCGCAUAUCCUGGAAGGAUUAUCUAUAUUAUCUGAGCAUAGGUUUAGGGCAACUAAACUGGUUUUAUGAUGAUGUCUACUCAACAAGUAGGCUCCAAAAAUUGAAAAAAAAAUUUAGUAGAAGAAUAUCAAUUUACAUUGUUUUAGGCUUUUUGCCCAAGGAAAAAAAAUAAAGUAACACAACAAUGUACAUAUAUGACUUCAGAAUUUUAUUUCUGUUAUUAUAUAUAUUUUGGUGUAGUUGGGCAAUUUAUUGUAUAAUGAAUAAUAGAGUGGAUCAUCCACCAACAACUUUCAUAUAAAUGUUCAAAAUGGAAGUAUAUUUGUUCGGAUUACUGGAAAUAAGUGGUACAAAUGGUGUUCAACGAGUUUACCAAUUUUGAAGUUUUAAGCUCUAUUUUGAAAUUCAUAAUUAGACCAUAGAGUAACUGAAUUUCCCUUCUCAUUGGGUAGAGUGUCUAAGCAACUUCAUAUACUAUUUGAACGUAUUAUUUCUUGGGAAAUAUAUUAUUCCAGGCAAGUGACUUGAAAAUGCCAGGCUUUUUCUGAUGUUAGUGAAUUUUUAGAAAAAUGAGACCGAAAAAACUAAUCCAACAGCACCUGGGUGUUUCUGAUUAUGAAUACAAAGACAGAUAAUGCCGACUCAUGAUUAGCUGUGAAUGCAUCCCAGAACAUCAGCCUUUUUACUAAUGGAUUUAACUAGGUGAUAGAAACAGGCUCUUUUAAUUCUUUUUCUAAAGGCAGAAAGUUACUUCUAAUUAUCUGUAUUGCUGAAGUGGAAAAUACCUAAAAGUUAGCAGACAGGCACACACACACACACGUAUAUCUGUCUUAGUAACAAGUGGCCUUGUUUGCUCAUUUUC
Molecule: messenger RNA, 4608 nt
Organism: Ceratotherium simum simum (southern white rhinoceros)
Lineage: Eukaryota; Metazoa; Chordata; Mammalia; Perissodactyla; Rhinocerotidae
Gene: PTGFR
Product: prostaglandin F receptor
Biological process (GO): positive regulation of cytosolic calcium ion concentration; adenylate cyclase-activating G protein-coupled receptor signaling pathway; inflammatory response
Cellular component (GO): plasma membrane
Molecular function (GO): prostaglandin F receptor activity
Source: RefSeq, a predicted model, not a curated record